This is a messenger RNA of Sorex araneus (European shrew), 1132 nucleotides long. RefSeq names its product ADP ribosylation factor like GTPase 14 (gene ARL14). Gene Ontology annotation, molecular function: GTPase activity; GTP binding. Gene Ontology annotation, biological process: vesicle-mediated transport; intracellular protein transport. Lineage: Eukaryota; Metazoa; Chordata; Mammalia; Eulipotyphla; Soricidae. Gene Ontology annotation, cellular component: cytoplasm. The transcript has a single exon. Bases 58 to 633 code for a protein of 191 amino acids. The record is from RefSeq and is a predicted model, not a curated record.
GCCGCGGGCGGGCUCGGGACUGGCCCGUCCAGCGAGCGAGCGCGCCCCGGGCGGGCCAUGGGCCCCCGCAGCUCCAAGGGCCCCGAGGCGCGCCAGGCGCGGGUGCUGCUGUUGGGGCUGGACCUGGCGGGCAAGUCGGCGCUGCUGUACCGGCUGGCGCGGGCGCAGCGCGCGGCCACGCUGCCCACCGUGGGCUUCAACGUGGAGACGCUGGAGUGGGCCGGCGGCCUGCAGCUGACCCUGUGGGACGUGGGCGGCCAGGAGAAGAUGCGGCGCGCCUGGGACUGCUUCUGCGAGGGCGCAGACGGGCUGCUCUACGUGGUGGACUGCGCUGACCCGCAGCGCCUGGACGCGUCGCGGCGCGCCCUGGAGAGCGUCCUGCAGAGCGAGCACCUCCGCCACGUGCCCCUGGUGCUGCUGGCCAACAAGCAGGACGUGCCCGGCGCGCUGGGCGCCGAGGACAUCACCCGCCGCUUCCGCGUGCACAAGCUGUGCGCCGACCGCAGCUGGUACGUGCAGCCCUGCAGCGCCGUCACCGGGGACGGGCUGGCCCAGGGCCUGCAGAAGCUGGUGGCCUUCGUGAAGAGCCGCCGGAAGGCCCGCGGCGCGCUCGCCUUCUUCAGGCCCACCUGAGGGGCCCCGGGGAGCGGGGAGAGAGGCGGGACGUGGCCUGGGCCCAGGUCCCCGCGGCGCCAGGUCACCGGGACCCAGCGUGGCCGCCCUGGUACCGCCCAACGCAUCACUCCGGGGCAGGCGCUCGGCGAGCAACGUGGACACAACUCAGAGGAAACCUUGGCCGCCGGGUGUGGGGUUCGUGACUCGGCAGAACCAUCCCUGGGAACACACCUGGGGCCUUUUCAAUCAUGAUCAGCUGCUGCUGCUGCUCUGGCACUCCCGGCGGUGCCCAGUGCGGACUCCUGGCUCUGUGCUCAGGCGUCACCGUGGAAGGGACUCAGGGGGUGACCCUGUGGGGUUCUGGCUGCGUCCAAGGCGAGCGCCCACCCGCAGGCUUCCUCUUUCUCCUGCCUCUACACAAUGUGCUCUGACCCCAGCACGAACACCGCGUGACGCACUGCCGGCACAGAGAGGGGACUCUUUGGUGUCCGCCCUGGCUCCUGGGCCGGCUGUGAGG